Messenger RNA from Hyaloscypha bicolor E, 1002 nucleotides. RefSeq lists its product as uncharacterized. The record is from RefSeq and is a predicted model, not a curated record. The transcript has a single exon. Gene Ontology annotation, biological process: protein polyubiquitination; protein monoubiquitination. Lineage: Eukaryota; Fungi; Ascomycota; Leotiomycetes; Helotiales; Hyaloscyphaceae. The coding region runs from base 1 to 1002 and encodes 333 amino acids. Gene Ontology annotation, molecular function: ubiquitin protein ligase activity.
AUGGACCCUGAAGAUUUGAAUGCACGGUCCAAGAUCCUCCAGACCACCCUCGCCGAGAUCUCUUCUCGACAAGAACCCACAAAUGCGGAAGAGAGCUGCUGCGUCAUCUGCCUCGAGCGCAUCUCAGAGCAAGCUGCCGCUCAGCCGUGCAAGCACGACAGCUUCGACUUCUUAUGCCUGAUAAGUUGGCUAGAAGAGCAGCCGUCUUGUCCGCUAUGCAAAGCCGAAGUCAAGACUGUUCGAUACGAGAUCAACGACGAUCAAACGUUCAAGACUUAUGAUGUCCCCGCUCCGAAGAGUACAACACAGCCUGCGUCGAAUGCUUCGAGAUUGCAGCACUUCGACCAUCGAGGGAGAAGGCCAUUUCGCCCAAGAAGAGAACAUGAAGCAAGACCUCUGGUAACAGCAGACGAAGCCCUCCUCCGCCGCAGACAUAUCUACAGGAACAAACUCUACUCUUUACACGUUGGAACAAACCGAGUCUCUCGGUUUAGAGAUCUGACGCCUGCGCUCUUCACUAGCGACACCGAACUCGUUUCCCGAGCGCGCAAAUGGAUACGUCGAGAGCUUCAAGUCUUUGAGUUUUUAAAUCCUGAUAAUGCGUCCGGAUCGGACAGGCGGGCGAAUAACGUCGAGUUUCUGCUGGAGUAUAUUGUGGCGAUAUUGAAGACGGUGGAUAUUCAAGGGAGUGGUGGCCAGGCAGAAGAGAUGCUGAAGGACUUUCUGGGGAGGGAGAAUACAGUCUUGUUCUUGCAUGAGUUGAGGGCUUGGUUGAGAAGUCCGUAUGUGAACUUGGAGGACUGGGAUAGGCAUGUGCAAUAUGGCGAGCCUGAGGUGAGGAAAGGAGAGUCUAGUACUCAUACCGAAUCUACCCCGGAACGGCGGAGAGUGCCCAGCCAUCGUGGAGCAUAUAGAGGAAGGGAACGACGAUCACAUUCGACGCCGCGAGGUGGACACCGAUAUUCGCCAUAUCAUCGAGGCCAACGGAGAGCUGAUGGAUGA